CCACUCUCCACAUUACGCAGCUAACCUUUAAGCAACAAUGAAUAGCAUCAAAUCCGUGAUUGUGUGUUGCCUCCUGGUGACCGUCUCGGCCGGUGUAGACCGAAGGAGAGGUGGACAAGGAUCCAACAGAUUCCUUCCUGGAGGCUUCGCUGGCGCCCACGGAGGUGGUCUCCUUAACGGCGGCUUUAAUGGUGGCGGAAUCCAUGGUGGAAUCCAUGGUGGCGGUAUCCAUGGUGGUGGAAUCCACAGUGGCAGUGCUAUUAUCGGCAGUGGAAUCUCUAAUAGCCCAAGUGAAUGCAGAUAUUGGUGCAAGACUCCGGAAGGUCAAGCCUACUGCUGCGAGACGGUGCAUGAACCAGAGACACCUGUUGGCACCAAGCCACUGGAUUGCCCACAAGUCCGUCCCACAUGCCCACGAUUCCAUGGGCCCCCCAAUACCUGUUCCAACGACUACAAGUGUGCUGGCCUCGAUAAGUGUUGCUUCGACAGGUGUUUGGGAGAACACGUGUGCAAGCCUCCCUCAUUUUUCAAUAAUCAUCUCCCCUUUUAAAGGUGGUUAUUGCUAAUAAAGAGCCAUCGGUUUUCCGAGUGGUAACGGAAUAUAGGAAAUCUGUGAUUUGUAGAUAUUUAUUUUUGAAUAAUAAAUCCUUAUAUAUUUAUAC
Molecule: messenger RNA, 662 nt
Organism: Penaeus monodon (black tiger shrimp)
Lineage: Eukaryota; Metazoa; Arthropoda; Malacostraca; Decapoda; Penaeidae
Exons: 2
Coding region: 38-550 (170 amino acids)
Cellular component (GO): extracellular region
Molecular function (GO): peptidase inhibitor activity
Source: RefSeq, a predicted model, not a curated record